AUGUUAAGAACACAGCAGAAAUACGCCGUUGCUGCGGCCCUCGUUGCAACUCUCCUAGGACUGGUUUUGUCGUUCUGGGACUCGUUCUGGGACAACCCCAUCGGGCUCAAUCACCACUUUACUAGGCUCGUUGACUGGAAUCUCCGCCGAGAUGAAGUCAAGAGAGUUUUCGUCGCGAGCUUAGAACCAUACCGCAAACACGCUUGGGGCAACGACCGGUACCACCCCAUAACGCAACAGGGCUCGCAGAUGAGUCCAACAGGUCUCGGAUGGAUCAUCGUGGACAGCCUUGACACCAUGAUGAUAAUGAAUUUGACGACGGACCUGGCUGAGGCCCGGAAAUGGCUCCAGAGGAGUCUGUCCUACGAUCAAGACCAGGACGUCAAUACGUUCGAGACAACCAUCCGAAUGCUUGGGGGCCUCCUAUCCGCUCACUAUCUUACGACCCGACUUCCCCAUGUCACUUCUCGGAGGGAUUUCAAAUAUCUGACGCUGGCCGUGGACUUGGCAGACAGGCUGCUCGCAGCUUAUGACUCCCCGUCGGGGAUUCCCUAUGCCAGCGUGAAUCUUGGAAAGAGAAUCGGGAUUGUGUCGCAUGAUAACGGCGGUGCAUCUUCUACGGCGGAAGCAGCUACUGUACAGCUCGAGAUGAAGUAUCUCUCUGACCUGACCGGCAAUGACACUUACUGGCGGGUGGCUGAGAGAGUGAUCAAGGUCCUCGAUGAUAAUGCUAUGGAAGGCGGCCUCCUGCCCAUCUUUGUGCAUCCUGCAACGGGCAGGUUCACCACGCGAGAGAUCCGCCUGGGCAGCCGCGGAGAUUCGUACUACGGUCAGAUACAGCCUAAAGCUUAA
This is a messenger RNA of Phaeoacremonium minimum UCRPA7, 852 nucleotides long. Its product is annotated as putative mannosyl-oligosaccharide -alpha-mannosidase protein. The record is from RefSeq and is a predicted model, not a curated record. Gene Ontology annotation, biological process: carbohydrate metabolic process; N-glycan processing. Bases 1 to 852 code for a protein of 283 amino acids. Gene Ontology annotation, molecular function: mannosyl-oligosaccharide 1,2-alpha-mannosidase activity; calcium ion binding. Lineage: Eukaryota; Fungi; Ascomycota; Sordariomycetes; Togniniales; Togniniaceae. The transcript has 2 exons. Gene Ontology annotation, cellular component: endoplasmic reticulum; membrane.